AUGUCGCAAGCGAGCGAGCUCGCCGCCUUGGAGGCCGCCGUCCCGAAGCUAAUGGGACCGGUGGUUAUAGCAAAUGCACUGAACGCAAUGUUAUACGGACUGUGCUUCCUCCAGUUUCUUCAUUACUAUUCGAUGGGGAAGCGGGAUAGUCUCCCCAACCAAGCCAUGGUGUGCUGGACCUUCGCUGUGGACACAACUCACACUGCAGCAUCGGUGUGGAUGUUAUGGUACUACCUGGUUCAAAAUUUCGCGAACGCACCCGUAAUCGGUACAUUGCCAUGGCCAUAUCUCUCGUUACCAAUCUUCAUCAUUCUAGCUUCACUUCCCAUCCAGCAGUUUUUCGCUUGGCGCAUCAAGCAAUUGAGCGGAUCGUGGAUUGUUUUCUUUGCGUUGUCUAUCCUGUCGUUGGUGUCCUCAGGGGUCGGUUUCGCGAAUUCCGCCGUUGCGUUCACUACUCCCAGUGUCCAGGACUUCAACAGCCAAGCGCAUCUUGUCGACAUCUGGCUGACAUUGUCCAUGGUGUGUGACGGUUUUUUGGCUGGGCUCUUGUUCUACUACCUGCAGAAGAGUCGUACGGGCUUCAAACGCACGGACUCCAUCAUCACACGGAUCAUCCAUUCUUGCGUCGAAUCGACGGCGCUCAACUCUAUCUUUUGUAUGGCCGACCUCAUCGUUUUCAACUUGUACACCGAGUCCAAUUACAACUUGUUGGUUGCUAUGCCUAUGGGGCGUGUCUACACAAUUACUCUCCUUGGAAUGCUGAAUUCGCGGCUCGCUAUGCGCGAGGAACUCGAAGGAGAACUCAACGACACCUCGCAUGCCAUGCAACCUAGUCGUAUCGACCGACGCUUCAACAUCUCGGGCAACCACAGGUCGACUGAGGUCAAGGUCGACGUCGUCGACGAACGGUCUGACGUGGACGCCUACCUGCGCUCGGGCUCGCGCGAGUCGAUGAAGGCGCCGACUGUCUCGGACCCAUCUUACGUCGAUCACAAGCAGCAGUCAAUCAUUGCUUGA
Sparassis crispa is the source of this 1017-nucleotide messenger RNA. RefSeq lists its product as hypothetical. The record is from RefSeq and is a predicted model, not a curated record. The coding region runs from base 1 to 1017 and encodes 338 amino acids. The transcript has 12 exons. Lineage: Eukaryota; Fungi; Basidiomycota; Agaricomycetes; Polyporales; Sparassidaceae.